UUGACCUACUAACAUUCUCCUCAGUUACUCGGUACGGCCGAACGGUCUCGUUAAUCCAAGUGCGCUCGAGCAGCACUCUCGCUGAUGCCGCAGCAAGAACAACGGACUUCGUGUUCACCAAAAUGCGCAGGAGCCGCGGCCUUCUGCUGUGGUUACCGACGUGCCUGGCCGUGGUCUUCGUCGUCCUGACGAUCGCGAGGUCGUCCACCGAGCUGCUUGGCUCCGCUCUGCCCGCCGUCGAGAAACGCGGCGGCGAUGCGCCGUGGGAAUCGCGCGGCGACGAUCGAUGGGUCGCUCGCAGCCAGGCUCGCCGAUACGUCACGCCAUCCCUCGCCGAACUGAGCGGUCGUGGACGCUUACCGUACAUGCACAAACACGUACUUAUGCUGACGCGCAUACCUGGCGCAGGUGCCGAGCUGAUGGUACUGAUCCUGCAGCGUCUGCAGGGUUACAACGCUUUCAAGCAUAUACGCUUACCAGCAGGUGACCACGGGCUGCUUUCGACUCUACAGCAAGAGUUGCUGGUGGAGGAGAUGACGAGCAUCAUCAAGCAGGAAGCCAUUCCCUUGAGCUUCGACGGGGACGUGAGGUUCCUGAAUUUCUCCGAAUUCGGGCGACAAGGACCGAGUUUCAUAUCUCUGGUGCGAGACCCGUUGGACCCGCGGAUCUGGCGAAGGUACAGCAAAGGAAAGGAAAGAGUGUUCUACCGCGGCGCCAUACCUCAUUUCUGCGGUCAGGAACCUCGCUGCACAGAACGGAACAACACGUGGGCGUUGGCGCGAGCGAAAGCGAACGUUGUUCGAUGGUAUCCCGUCGUUGGCAUAUUGGAUUACAUGGAAGAAUCGUUAAACGCACUCGCGCUUGAGUUUCCUUAUUUCUUCAAAGACGCCGUUCGUAUUUACAAGCAAUUCCGACUGAAGGAGAAGCGCCCCACUGUCUCCACGGUGCCUUUCAAGUUACGAGAUAGAAAUGCGUCCCUACAAAUGGCUCUCGCGCUAGAAGUGGAGUUCUAUCAAUGGCUCAAAUCUCGAUUGUUCAACGAGACUUUUAAAAAUGGUUGAUGGUGCGAUCGUUUGGUCGGAGGAGUAGUCUAAAAUCGAAAUCGAGACUUGAAUGACGUCAAUUGCGUUAUCGCGUUAGAAAGCAGUGAACUCUAUGGUAUACUAGAUUGAGCCUUCAAGAAAACGAAUAGAUGUUGGAUGGGUUGCUAUCUUUGUCAGUUGUACUUUCAGAACCUUAAAUGAGAUAUGUUACUGACAAAGAUGAAGUAACUUAUCCAAUUAUUUAUCUCUUUGAAGACUCACUUUAGUAUACUGUAAAGCUCACUGUUACAAGGAGAGAGAGAGAGAGAGAAAGGGCGCUUCUAGAAAUCACGAUUUUGUUAUUAGUGUAGCCAAGACUCGUAAAUAUGAGCCUGCCGUGCCAUCUAGAAACUGAAUAUGUGAUUAAUGUGUACCGCUUUAACGCGGGCGAUAAAUCGUCGCAAUUGCAAGAAAGUGCACGCGACGAAGUGAAUUCUCGCAAAACACAGCUGCAAUCUUCUUUUCUUUUUUACGUCAAUCUAUUUUAAUAGUCGUCGAAUAAAUACAGAGCGGUACAAAGAAAUGCUUCAUGUACACGUCAUUCCCUCUCCUCGAUUCCCUUCACACACAUAUGCACA
This is a messenger RNA of Harpegnathos saltator (Jerdon's jumping ant), 1660 nucleotides long. Its product is annotated as uronyl 2-sulfotransferase. The transcript is spliced from 6 exons. The record is from RefSeq and is a predicted model, not a curated record. NCBI's taxonomy places the organism in Eukaryota, Metazoa, Arthropoda, Insecta, Hymenoptera, Formicidae. Gene Ontology annotation, molecular function: sulfotransferase activity. Gene Ontology annotation, cellular component: membrane. Bases 123 to 1061 code for a protein of 312 amino acids.